UAAUCAGCCCCUUUAUGACUGGAGGGCCUCCUCAACUCAUGAUGCCAUUGAGGGACCUGGAUUCGUGUUUCUAUUCCAUAAAAUUCUAAGCCAUUGGGUUCAUUCAUGGGGCAACUGACGGGCUACAGGACUCUGACUGUGGGGCUAGUCUUUGUGGUUUUGGUGAUCUGUCUCAUGAUGGCUUGGCCUAAGCCCAUCAAGAGUUGGCUCCCACCACCCCAUCCUGCCUCUAAAUGUGUCUCUGAGACCAUCGACUGGGACCUUCUCCCUCAAGAACUGACCAACCUGACCAGCCUUCUUUACUGGCCUCCAACUGGUGGAGACAGGGAUGACUUUUUGGCGUCUACCAGCCCCCAAACCUCCACGUACACCUUGAAGGGUCCUGCUCAGGCCAGCUAUACUCUGGGAAGUAACCUAGAGGCCAUCCUUGUGGCUAGGGAUCACCAGGGUAGGCCCAAGACUCAUGGUGGAGACCUGUUUCGGGCGAAGCUCCUGGGCCCAGAGUUGAGAGCAGGAGUCCCAGAGGUGACGGAUCUGGAGAACGGCACCUACCUCCUGUCCUUCCUGCUCUGGGCCGGGUGGGCCCAGGUGCAGGUGAGGCUGAUCCACUCGAGUGAGGCAGUCGGGGUCCUGCAGAGGGUCUGGAGAGAAAGACGGGCCACCGUUGACUUCAGAGGGUAUUUCCGAGGAAGGGACGGCACUCGAGAGACUGUUAUCUGCAACGUGGACCCUCAGUCAACUGGAGCCAAGGGGCCCACCUGCCGGUACAGAGACGUGGUCUCCGGGGAGGUCUGGUUCUGUGCUCAGCCCUCUGCUCUGCCCUGCAACGCUUUAGUAGGUCACUCGAGUGGGAGUUACCUGAAGGUGACCACACCGCGUGAUGAAGACCUGCUGGCUGGGCGUGUGACUGACCAGACACUCCCUUCAGGCAUAUCUCCAAUCCUGGUGACACCAGCAGCCACAGGAAACCUGAGUGAUCUGGCCUUGCCCUCAAGGCCCCCGUGCCGCCCUGGCCACCUGUCUCCAAAACCCUCCGGCUUCUACCACCAAGACAGAUGGCACGCGACAUUCUGCUCCAGCCGCUCCUUCCCCACUGUGGGCAGCAUCCUGAACUGCCUGGCUGGCCGCAUCGUCUACAUGAUGGGGGACUCCACACUUCGGCAGUGGUGGGAGUAUUUGCGAGACACGGUGCCCUCCCUGAAGCCAGUUGAUCUUCAUGUCCAAUAUCAGGUAGGCCCCCUGAUGAUUGUGGACACAACUCGGGGUGCAGUGCUGCACUGGAGGGCCCACAGCUGGCCCCUGCGCUCUCGUCACACCCCAGUGGCCUCCCUGCACUCUGUGGCCAGAGAACUGCAUGGCCUGGCUGGGGGACCCUACACCGUGGUGGUCCUGGGUAUGGGAGCCCAUUUUACCACUUUCCCUCCAUCCGUCUUUGCUCGAAGACUGGCAGGGAUUCGGGAAGCCGUGAAAGCCCUGCUGGACCGCGAGCCCAGUACUCUAGUGGUCAUCAAACUGGCCAAUACUGGCUACAAGUCCGUGUAUGGCAGUGACUGGCUCACGCUCCAGGUGAACAGGCUCCUCCGAGCUGCCUUUGUUGGUCUCCCAGUGGCCUUUGUGGAUGCUUGGGAAAUGACCUCCAGCCUGGCUGUGCCAGACAACAUCCACCCAAACAAGCUUAUUGUCCGCAACGAAGUGGACUUAUUUCUGUCCUUCAUCUGUCCCACCUGAGUGCGCCUGAGGGACCUGAGGCUGGAUGGAUGGAGAGCCUGAGUGUGGCCAUCGAAAAGAUGAACACCAAGUGGAAAACUGCAGUUACCCUGGCUGACCCACAGUGACACAUGGUCACCAAGGUUAUACAUUGCUCUGUGUGCCUCACAGAUGAAUCUAAUUUUAUAUAAAUGAGGUGAUGUUUUACAUAGUGUCUUCCUUUUGAAUGUAAUAAGCUGUGCAUUGUUAAGAGAAACCUUUUCCUUGAGUGAAGCCUUCCCGCCAGCCUGGUUCCAGAGCCGCAUCAGUCCCAAAUAAACACACAGGAGACUAUAUUAAUUAUGAA
Molecule: messenger RNA, 2053 nt
Organism: Mesocricetus auratus (golden hamster)
Lineage: Eukaryota; Metazoa; Chordata; Mammalia; Rodentia; Cricetidae
Product: NXPE family member 3-like
Source: RefSeq, a predicted model, not a curated record